Penaeus vannamei (Pacific white shrimp) is the source of this 825-nucleotide messenger RNA. The record is from RefSeq and is a predicted model, not a curated record. NCBI's taxonomy places the organism in Eukaryota, Metazoa, Arthropoda, Malacostraca, Decapoda, Penaeidae.
AUGGCGGAGCUCUUCCCUGUGCUCAUGGCUUACCUCGGCCGCUGCUACGAGUGGGUGGUUCCUGAGCCGCGGGUCUUCGGCUACAAGCACGCCAACGGGUCCUGGGCCGGCAUCAUCGGUCUUGUCGCACGCGGGGAAGCCGACCUCUCCGUCCCGCUCAGCAUCACCACGGAGCGACUCGCGGCCGUCGACUUCACGGAGCCUGUCUUCAUCGACGAGUUCGCCAUCGCCUACAAGCUGCCGAGCCUCAAGUCCGACAUCAGGGGCUUCAUCAAGCCCUUUUCGCCCGUCUUGUGGCUCAUGUUGUUUUUAUCUGUCAUGUUCGUCUGUGUCUCGACCUGGUUGCUUCUGCGCUCAUACGCUGUCAUGUGUUUCGACAGAAUAUGGAUCCUCCAUAUAACUUCCUUUGAAAGACUAAAGGUAGAAAACGACAUGAUUCAAGGGGAAACAACGGUAAAGAGCGAGCAGCCGAGAGGUCCCUGCUGUGGACACUGUCCCCUGGGAGCCCACAGGGUACGCCCCAAGGAUCCUGGGCGGCCUGUGGCUCCUGGUGGCUUCAUCCUGGGCGUGGUGUACCGGGGCAACCUCAAGGCCAUGCUCAUCCUGCCGACCCUGGAGCUGCCCUUCAACAACCUGCAGGAGCUGGCCGACUCCGACGAGGUCAUCUGGUCUCCCAGGAAGCCACGUGGCCCAUCAGUUGCUCAUGACCUCUCCUACGGCGCCCUGGCCAGAAGACCUUCGUUGACCUGGACAUACGGAGGACUUCGGAGGAUGUUCGAGGAGAAUAUCGCGGUCCUCGCUCCUCUUCCGGGCUUCGUCCUCUAG